Molecule: messenger RNA, 1593 nt
Organism: Anopheles marshallii
Lineage: Eukaryota; Metazoa; Arthropoda; Insecta; Diptera; Culicidae
Gene: bs
Product: serum response factor homolog
Exons: 4
Coding region: 10-1593 (527 amino acids)
Biological process (GO): positive regulation of transcription by RNA polymerase II
Molecular function (GO): RNA polymerase II cis-regulatory region sequence-specific DNA binding; protein dimerization activity; DNA-binding transcription factor activity, RNA polymerase II-specific
Source: RefSeq, a predicted model, not a curated record
UGGGAAAUAAUGGAUCCGACCGGUGGGCGCGAUUCGCGCUACAAUCUGAACUACAGUAUGAGCAUGAUGAGCGAAUCGCCAGAGAUAUACGGUAACCCGAACGUGUCUCUGGCGCGCCCACCGAGUGGUGGUUUGGUCGGGCAAGUGAUGUCCCGCGGUGGGUCCGGCGGGACGGGUUUGAUGAAUGCCAACGGUCCACAGUGCGGUAGUGGUGGCGGUGGUGGUGGUGGUGGUGGAGGCGGUGGCGGUGGUGGCUUGUCCCGCGGUAUUAAGCGCACCAACUCGGAUUGCUACGACGAUCGGCAACAGAUGGUCGGUUCACAGAACAUGACCGGUCUCGAUGGAUGCACCGUUGGGUCCGAGGUGGUGGACGACAGCUACACCUCACUUCAGCCGAAAAAGUCACCACCUAGCAAUGGCAAAAAGACGAAGGGUCGUGUUAAGAUUAAGAUGGAAUAUAUCGACAACAAAUUGCGACGGUACACGACGUUUUCUAAGCGUAAAACCGGCAUCAUGAAGAAGGCAUAUGAACUGUCAACGCUGACCGGCACGCAGGUGAUGCUGCUGGUGGCCUCCGAAACCGGUCACGUGUACACAUUUGCGACUCGCAAACUGCAACCGAUGAUCACGUCGGAGGCGGGCAAGGCGCUCAUCCAGACCUGCCUGAAUUCGCCCGAUCCGCCGACGGGUUCAUCCGGUGACCAGCGCAUGUCCGCGACCGGGUUCGAAGAGACCGAGCUCAGCUACAACAUCGGCGACGAAGACUCCAAAGAUGAUCGGUCACCGAUGUCGUCCGGCAGUGAAUCGGACGAUUAUUCGCCGCCGGAGUCGCCCCCUGCAGGUCCUAGCGUUAAUAUUAGCAAUAAGGGCAAUGCCAGUAAUAGCAAUAGUCAUCACCAGGCAGGCAGUUUGAGUGACAAACCCUCAACCAGAAGUGCAGCAUUGCAUAAUCUGGGAGGCACGGUAACAUCCACCAGUGCCGGAACGACAGCUACCAAUGUGCUGUCUGCUAAUGCAGCAACGAUAAAUGCAAUCCAGCAGCAAAUCCAGCAACAACAGGAGGCACUCCAACAGCAAAUUCAAAAUCGCCACCAGCAGUUACAGCAGCAAAAACCGCAAUCAAAGUCCGGCAAAGCUAAAUCCACUACGGUGAAGAUAAAACAGGAAACUGCAUCAGUAAUAUCGCCUUCAACAUCAGGCGCCGCCGUCCCAACAUCAUCAACACACAUCGCACCGGUAACUACCGGUAGUGCGUCUCAGAUAACGAGCAGCAUUAUCUAUCCAGCUUCGGCACUGAGCAAUUUACCACAAGAUAUGCUAAUCAAUCUGCUGCAAUCGGGUCAAAUACAACUGCACAGCGAAGGUGGAACACAACAAUACGUCACCAUACCACUGCCACUUUUGCCUGGUAAAACGACAUCAAAAAUAUCAAAUUCGUCUAACGGACAGCAAAAAUCUUCGAGUGCCAACUCGACGUCCUCCACAUCAUCUAACUCAUCUGUUCCUGUGACUUCAGUGCGUACCGGAAGUUCGUCUUCAUCGCGGCGGAACCAAUCCACCGUUUCUACCAUCAAGACUGAAGUGCUCGAUUAG